GUCUAUGACUACAUUGUGGUGGGCGCCGGCUCUGCGGGCUGUGUCAUUGCCAAUCGCCUGUCGGAGAACCCGCGGGUGAAGGUGCUGCUUCUGGAGGCGGGCGGCUCGGAAAGCGCCGUCACCGACGUGCCGCAGGGCAUCUUCCUCAUCCAGCAGACGCCCAUCGACUGGCAGUACCGGACGGUGCCGCAGAAGCGGUCCUGCUUUGGCAUUGAAGGUCGCAGUCUGAACUGGCCCCGCGGCAAGGUUCUGGGCGGCUCCAGCACGCUCAACUACAUGCUGUACAUUCGGGGCAAUCGACAGGACUACAACAACUGGGAGCGCAGCGGCGCCGCCGGCUGGAGCUACGAGGACGUCCUGCCGUACUUCAUCAAGGCGGAGGACAAUCGCGACCCGGAUGUCGCCUUCAACGGAUACCACGGACGCGGCGGCCCACUUACCGUUCAGCGGUCCACCUGGGUGGGCAAACUGGCGUACGCCUUUCUCGAGGCCGGGCAGCUUUUUGGCUACCCGGUGCUGGACGCCAAUGGGCCCGACCAGAACGGCUUUCUCAUUCCGCAGUCGACCAUUCGCCGCGGUGGCCGGUGCUCCACCGCCAAGGCCUACCUCUACAGCGUCCGCGACCGAAGCAACCUCCACGUGGUCACCUUUGCGCACGUCACCAAGGUGCUCUUCAAUCAGUACCGCGAGGCGAUUGGCGUCGUUUUUGACCGCUUCGGCAGCCGCCACAAGGUCUUUGCCCGCAAGGAGGUCAUCCUCUCGGCGGGCAGCAUCAACUCGCCGCAGCUGUUGAUGCUCAGUGGCAUCGGGCCUCGAGCUGACCUGAAUCGCAUCGGCGUGCCGGUCAUUGCCGACCUGCCCGUAGGCAAGAACCUCCAGGACCACAUCUUCCCCUACGGACUGAACUUCGUGGCGACGGCUAAGCGACCGAAGGGCGAGUUCUGGACGCACAUUGAGGCACGGGUGCACACUCUGCCCAAUCUCAUCUCCAACAUUGCCAUGGGCCGGGGGCCGAUCUCCAGCAACGGCGGCCUCGACGCGAUGGGCUUUGUGCGCACCUCCUACGCCAAUCGGACGCUGCCCGAUCUGCCCGACUACCAGAUUAACUUUCUCUCCGGCUGUCUCUCUUCAGAUGACGGCUGGCGCUUCCCCAAGGUAGUCGGCCUGACGGAGGAGAUGUGGCAGAAGGUCUUCAAGCCCUUUGUGCGCACCGAGUGCUACACCGUCCUGCCGGUGCUGCUGAAGCCUCGCAGCAGCGGCUACCUGACGCUGCGCAGUCGCAAUCCCUACGACAAGCCGCUCAUUGACCCCAACUACUUUGCCCACCCCGACGACCUGGAGUCGAUGGCCGAGGCGAUGACGCUUUCCUAUAUGCUCGCCACGGCGGCGCCCUUUCGACAGCGCUACAAAGCGGUGCCCAGCAAACUGGUGGUGCCCGGCUGUGAGCGACACGCCCUCUACAGCCACGAGUACAUGAAGUGCAUGGCGCAGACGCUGACUGCCACCAUCUACCACCCAGUGGGCACCUGCAAGAUGGGCCGAGCGGACGACCCCACCACCGUCGUCGAUUCGGAGCUGCGGGUGAAGGGCGUCCGCCGACUGCGCGUCGCCGACGGCUCCAUCAUGCCGGAAAUUGUCAGCGGCAACACCAACGCCCCCAUCAUCAUGAUAGGUGAGAAGGCGGCAGAUAUGAUCAAGGGCAUCCGGCGCAGUAGCAAGAUUCACCUCAACCAGUACAUUAACCUCUACUCCAACUCGGUCUACUGA
Rhagoletis zephyria (snowberry fruit fly) is the source of this 1767-nucleotide messenger RNA. The record is from RefSeq and is a predicted model, not a curated record. NCBI's taxonomy places the organism in Eukaryota, Metazoa, Arthropoda, Insecta, Diptera, Tephritidae.